Molecule: messenger RNA, 3250 nt
Organism: Diachasmimorpha longicaudata
Lineage: Eukaryota; Metazoa; Arthropoda; Insecta; Hymenoptera; Braconidae
Gene: Mtr4
Product: exosome RNA helicase MTR4
Exons: 3
Coding region: 123-3182 (1019 amino acids)
Biological process (GO): maturation of 5.8S rRNA; RNA catabolic process
Cellular component (GO): nucleus
Molecular function (GO): RNA binding; RNA helicase activity; ATP binding
Source: RefSeq, a predicted model, not a curated record
CAUGUCGUAUCCGCCAUAACAGUUUACCGAAGAAAACAUGUGCACGCGUUGUGUCUCAGAAAAUCGGAAACUCGGACAGUGAAGUAAAGAACGUAGAUAAAUGUGUAUAAAUAUCUAAAAAAAUGGCUGAUUUCGAUACAGAUUUGUUCGACGCUUUUGAGGAAGCGAACGACCGUGUUGUAGAAAUAAUUCCACAACCCACAGAGGGAGAGCCUAAAAGUCCCACAAAUGAAUCCAAACAAGAUGAGAUUGACGUAAAUCUCAAACGAGAACAUGACGAAGAUGACGACAUAGGACCAAAGAGAAUAAAAGUAGAAUCGAUCCUCGAUGACAUCAACUUAGAUGAAUUAAUCUCUCAAAUAAAGGUCCACAAAAUAGAAACAAUAGAGUCGUGUACUCACGAAGUGGCGCUUCCUUCCGAGCAGGAAUACAUUCCACUCGAGGUGAAAACUGGCCCUCCUGCAAAGGAAUACAAAUUCAUCUUGGACCCGUUCCAACGUGAGGCGAUCCUUUGCAUCGAAAAUAAUCAGUCAGUCCUGGUCUCAGCCCACACAUCGGCAGGAAAAACCGUGGUGGCAGAAUAUGCAAUAGCAUGUUCUCUCAGAGAUAAGCAACGAGUAAUCUACACAACUCCAAUCAAAGCUCUGAGCAACCAAAAAUAUCGCGAGUUUUACGAAGAAUUUAAGGACGUUGGACUUGUGACAGGGGAUGUUACCAUAAAUCCGACAGCCAGCGUCCUCAUCAUGACUACAGAAAUUCUGAGGAACAUGCUGUACAGAGGAUCGGAAGUUAUGAGAGAAGUUGGUUGGGUGAUUUUCGAUGAGAUUCACUACAUGAGAGACAAGGAGCGAGGAGUUGUCUGGGAGGAGACAUUGAUCCUUCUCCCUGACAAUGUUCACUAUGUUUUUCUCUCAGCCACUAUUCCCAAUGCUCGACAAUUUGCUGAGUGGGUGGCGCACCUUCACCACCAGCCCUGCCAUGUUGUUUAUACUGAUUAUCGCCCGACUCCGUUGCAGCAUUAUAUAUUUCCAGCUGGAGGCGAUGGCAUUCACUUGGUUGUAGACGAAGACGGCCACUUCAAAGAGGACAAUUUCAAUAGAGCCAUGGCUUAUCUUCAGAAGUCUGGUGAUGCUGCUAAAGGUGACCAAAAGGGAAGGAAAGGAGGGUUUCGAGGAGGUUCAGCUGGUUCUUCUAACAUCUUUAAAAUUGUUAAAAUGAUCAUGGAGAGAAACUUCGCCCCAGUGAUAAUUUUCAGUUUUUCUAAAAAGGAUUGCGAAUUAUAUGCUAUGCAGAUGGCCCAAUUGGACUUUAAUUCGUCUCAAGAAAAACUCUUAGUAGAUGAAGUCUUCAAGAAUGCAAUGGAUGUGUUGAGUGAAGAGGAUAAACAAUUACCUCAGGUGGAGAAUGUCCUCCCUCUCUUGCGAAGAGGAAUUGGAAUUCAUCAUGGCGGUUUACUUCCAAUUUUAAAGGAAACUAUCGAGAUACUUUUCGGCGAGGGCUUAAUCAAAGCAUUAUUUGCAACUGAGACAUUUGCUAUGGGAUUAAACAUGCCUGCUAGGACUGUAUUAUUUACCGCCCCGAGGAAAUUUGAUGGUAAGGAGUUCAGAUGGAUCACAUCAGGUGAAUACAUUCAGAUGUCUGGACGCGCUGGUAGGAGAGGCCUUGACGAAAAAGGAAUCGUCAUCCUGAUGAUUGAUGAACAGGUCAGUCCUGCUGUUGGCAAAGCGAUUGUUCAGGGAAAAGCAGAUCCCAUCAAUUCAGCCUUUCACCUGACCUACAACAUGGUCCUAAAUCUUCUUCGAGUCGAGGAAAUCAACCCGGAAUAUAUGUUAGAGCGAAGUUUCUAUCAAUUCCAGAAUCAAGCCUCUAUUCCCGAUCUCUAUAAUAAAGUCAAAGAACUCCAGCAAUCUUAUGAUGAGAUAAAAGUCGAAAAAUUCACCGAAAUAGCUUCUUAUCAUGAGAUCAGGGAACAGUUGGAUAAACUGGGAGGGGACUUCAGAAGUUACUUAACCAAACCAGAGUAUAUAGUACCAUUCUUACAACCUGGCAGAAUGGUGAAAAUUAAAAACGAACACACCUUCGAUUGGGGAAUCGUAGUCAACUUUAAAAAGAAAAACUCGAAAAAUCCGACUGAAAGCGCUGUUAUAAUCGUCGACAUUCUUCUCCACAUAUCGAAAAACAGCAAAGAAGACGCUCCAAUUCCAUGUGCUGCGGGUGAAGAAGGUGAAGUUGAGGUUGUCCCAGUUCUACACACCUUGAUAUCACAAAUAAGUUCUCUCCGACUGUAUUAUCCCAAAGAUUUGAGACCUUCAGACAAUCGUAGAAGUGUUUUAAAGACAAUUCAGGAAGUGAAGAGACGAUUUUCAGAUGGUCCUCCACUUUUAAAUCCAAUAACCGAGAUGAGAAUAGAGGAUUCAGCAUUUAAAACGAUUGUGAAAAAGAUUGAGAUAUUGGAGGAGAGACUGUAUGCUCAUCCUCUGCACAAGCACGCGGAGCUUGACAAAAUUUACGAUAAUUUUUCAAAAAAGGAAGAAAUGGGUAAACAACUGAAACAGGCCAAGGAGGAGCUGAAGCAGGCAAAGUCGGUUUUACAAAUGGACGAAUUAAAAUGUAGAAAACGAGUUUUACGAAGAAUGGCUUACUGCACAGCUGCUGAUGUGAUUGAGCUCAAGGGACGAGUUGCUUGUGAGUUGAACGGCGCUGACGAACUCCUUCUCACUGAGAUGAUUUUCAACGGACUAUUUAAUUCUCUCAAUAUACCACAAGUUGCUGCCCUAUUGAGUUGCUUUGUUUGCGAUGAAAAAUCGUCAGAAAUGCCAAAAGCCACUAAUGAGUUGAGUGGACCUUUGCGCCAAAUGCAAGAUCUUGCUAGGAGAAUUGCUAAAGUCUCAUCAGAGGCUAAUCUGGCUCUUGAUGAAGAUUCAUAUGUUGAAAGGUUUAAGCCCUUUUUAAUGGAUGUUGUGUAUGCUUGGUGUAAAGGCGCGAGUUUCCUUCAGAUUUGUAAGAUGACUGAUAUUUUUGAGGGAUCGAUUAUUAGAUGUAUGAGACGGUUGGAGGAAGUGUUAAGGCAAUUGACACAAGCUGCCAAGAAUAUUGGAAAUACAGAUUUAGAAAAUAAAUUCAGCGAGGCUAUUAAAAUUAUGAAACGUGAUAUCGUCUUUGCGGCCUCGUUGUAUUUAUGAUGAAAUUAUUAAGGAUGGAUUUCGUGUACAUAAUGUAAAGGAUUUGAGAAAUUGAAACUUUAUUUGAA